AUAUUUAAUAUUUUUAGGUAGCCUACUGAACAUUCAAAAUGUUGAAAUAAUAUGUAAUAAAUAGCUCAGUAUUGUUGUUCUGUCAGUGUACGAGAGGGCAGCUUACUGUUAUUUCCGAUUGACAUAAAAAUUGGUUUGUUGCUAUGGAGUUAGUUUUUAAUUAACACGGUCAAAUGCUUGCUUUCGUUUGAAUAGGACUACAGUCGCAUAACUUGGCACCAUCUAUUUGUGCCCCUUCUAUUAAAGACUAUUAAAGGGGUCGAGCAGGUCCAUGCCUGGUCGACCCCUUUGUUUUAAAAGCGGAUUCUCUGUUGAACAUCUCUGAAUAACGCAUCUAUCAGGUUGCAAAUCCGAAAUGUCUUAAAAUCGACCUGGGGGAUUUUUUUUCUGAAUGGUACAAUUAGAUAUUGAAUUACUAAUAGUGUGCUUACAUUGACCACUAACUAGGCAACGGCAUUGUCUCCCCUUGUAUUAGCAUCCCAGCGUCAAAACAAAACUAAACCGCACUCACUUAAACUAUUUAGCUAAACGGAACCUUUGGAUGUUUUUUGGACGUAAUUAUUUAAAUUACAAAGUUACAAAGCAAAUAUAAACAAGCAUUCAUAUUAAUCAGUGCCAAGGUGAAUAAAAACAUAUUUUAGAUUUUGAAAGCACAUAUACGUUUGUAUUUAAACGCAUUAUAUCCUAUAUUGAUUUAACUUUUUAAGAGCCAAAAAAAAAAAACUUCUUAGGUUAGGGCCUAGUUAAAUUGUCAAAAUUGUUUAACUCAAUUUACUGAGUUAAAAAAGCCUGUUGUUUUAAGGUUUGGGUAACUAUUUAUGUUUGAUGUUGACCAGACGUACCGUCGGUGUUUACACUUGAAACAGACAGUUUCCCUCUGUAGGCAAAUAGGCCCAGACAAACAGCCACCGCUUUAUUAAUGUUGAAUUUAUAGCUUCAUGUUGCAACUACGUUCUUAAAAGCGCAGUUUAAUUACUCGAAUUCGAGUAUUUUGCUGAUCACAAAUGCUAUCUUCUAAACGUUUCUAUUUCAAAUUAUAACGGCUGCAUUCAAACAGUGAGACCUGCACUGUUUAUAAUAACCUGCUGAUAUUUUACAUUCAAAUUAAACCUAGGGAGGAUUCUCUGUGUUUCUAUCAAACAAAUCAGCCACUAGUCUAGAAAAGAACGGGGCAUUCUAAAAGGUUCAGCUAACAGCCAACAGUAUGAGCCACCGAGGCUGUCUUCCGACGGAAUUCUAGCCCCACCUCCACUGCCAUGUGCACUGAAAUAAGCGGGCGGUGUUGGUGCUACAGAAUGAGCCGCCUUAUGCCCAGCGGCGGCCGUUCACCAAUGAGGACGAGGCAUGGAAGUCCUUCCUGGAGAACCCACUGACAGCCGCUACCAAGGCCAUGAUGAGUAUCAAUGGCGACGAGGACAGUGCUGCUGCUCUGGGACUGCUCUAUGACUACUACAAGGUGCCCAGGGAGAAAAGGUCACUCACACAGACAAAAACUGACGUGCUGGGUACUGAUGUGGAUCCCAACAAAAGGAACCUGUUGGCUCCCAUGCAGGACGUUUCCAUGGCAGCGCCUGAGAGCCGUAUCCAGGUGCUGAAGAGUGUGCCGUUCAACAUCGUCCUGCCGGGGAACCAGCUGGCCCCGGACAAGCGAGCCCCGUUCCCCUCGCCGGACACCACGGUCACCGUGUCCAUCGCCACCGUGCCAAACUACGCCAUGAAGGCGGAGGGCUCAUCGCACGGGUUCACGGUGGCCACGCCCGGUGGAUCUCACUGCGCCGAGACCGACGCCCACGCCGGGGUGUUCGACCGGCAGCUCAACCACAGCCAGUUCAGCCCAAACCCACAGCCUCGCACUCCAGACUCGACCUUCACCGAGACCUUCAAGGACGCGCCCAAUGAGGUGUUCUCCUUCCCUGGGGACCUCCAGCUGCGCAUGGCAUCCAUUGCACCUGAUGAUUACGCCGCCUUUGACACAGAGUCGGGAAAUAACUUUGAAUACACACUGGAGGCAUCAAAGUCGCUGCGUCAGAAGUCUGGUGACGGGACGAUGACCUACUUGAACAAAGGCCAGUUCUAUCCCAUCAGCCUCAGGGAGAUUGACAACGGCAAGGUCCUUCACCACCCCAUCAGCAAAGUGCGGAGUGUGGUGAUGGUGGUGUUUGGAGAGGAGAAAUGCAGGGACGAUCAGCUCAAACACUGGAAGUACUGGCACUCCAGACAACACACGGCUAAACAGCGCUGCAUUGACAUUGCUGACUACAAAGAAAGCUUCAACACCAUCAGCAAUAUUGAAGAGAUUGCCUACAACGCCAUUUCUUUCACAUGGGACAUCAACGAGGAGGCUAAGAUCUUCAUCUCGGUGAACUGCCUGAGCACGGACUUCUCGUCCCAGAAGGGGGUGAAGGGUCUCCCCCUGAACCUGCAGAUCGACACCUACAGCUACAACAACCGCAGCAACAAGCCGAUCCACCGUGCCUACUGCCAGAUCAAGGUGUUCUGCGACAAGGGUGCCGAGCGCAAGAUCCGCGACGAGGAGAGGAAGCAGUCCCGCAGGAAGGGGAAGUGCCCCGAGGCCAACCUGGGAAACUUCGUAGAUGUGAAGGUCCCUCUUCUACACAAGCGCAGUGACAUCACCACUUUCAAGAUGAUGAAUGACUUGGACACACAGCCCAUCCUCUUCAUCCCAGACAUCCACUUCUCCAGCUUCCAGCGACAUCCAUUUUCCUCAGAAGAUGGAGAGGAAGGUUCGGCCAUGAAGAGAUUACCUUUCUCCAAUGAGGAUGAGUUCGGUUCCCCUCCUAACAAAAUGGCCAGGAUGGAUGAACCCAAAAAAGUGCUGUUGUAUGUGCGGAAGGAGACGGAGGAGGUGUUUGAUGCCCUCAUGCUGAAAACACCCACAAUGAAAGGGCUGGUGGAGGCGAUCUCAGAGAAGUAUGAGGUCCCUCUGGACAAAAUGGGGAAAGUGUACAAAAAGUGCAAGAAGGGAAUCCUGGUCAACAUGGAUGACAACAUCAUUAAGCACUACUCCAAUGAGGACACCUUCCAGAUCCACAUUGAGGAGCUGGGGGGCAUGUACAAACUGACCCUGACCGAGAUUUGAGCCACCUGGGACUCCAGGGGGGCGGAAUAGGCAUGCGGGGCGGGGCGGUGGUGCUGGGGGGUGUGGGAGAGGGAGAGUGAUGAGAACAUGCACACUGAGAAGCGGUCAUUGGGUAGCACCGCUGAGGGACUCUGGGUUUACACAGCAAUGCUGUACUUCCUACUUCCUGUCACCUGACUUAUACCAUAACUCGAUGUGGCUGUGACACCUUAUGAGAUGUCCAUUUUACCUGAGAGUCACUUUGAACCUGUUUUUGAUUGUUAUCCGCAAUGAAGAACCUGUUUCUUGCUCUCAGGCAACCACUGGUACAUAAUAUAUAUAUAUAUACAGUACUCUCAUCUUUAAACUCUCCAGAGUUCACCUGUCUGCAAGCUUGCUGUAAAUACAUAUCGGCAUCAAUUUUCCAGUGCUUAUCUGAUGAGAAAAGCCUUGUAAAACAUUUAAGCCACUCCCCCAUGCGCUGAUGUAAUGUUGGUGCCUUUGGAUUGGCUUGAGUCUUUCUCCUCUGUUUGUUGUUCUUAAAUUGGUUGGAGUGAGUGAGCUGACACCAUGAGCUGACACCAUUCUGAGCUUUAUGAAUCCACCUUGAAUCCCCAUUACUGUUGAUAAAUGCAGUGUACUGUGGGUAUUCUGGGAAUUGUCUCUUUUCCAUGUGUGGCAAAUCAUUACCCUAGAGGAGCUGGGCUGCUGUGUUGUGAUUGGCUGCAGUCACGGUAAACAGCGGAACAUGCUCAACUGAUCUGUUUUCACACAUAACACACCACAGUAUUUAACAUGUAAACUCCAUCCCAACAUUUGAAGUUUGCUGAAUCAUCAGCUCUUCUGGUCUUUCUAUGAGAGAGAGAGAGUGUGUGUAUGUGUGUGUGUGUGUGCGCUCGCGCAUGUGUGUGUGACAGUGAGCUGGUACAAAAUACAACAACCCAUGUGUUAAAAGUUUUAAUUGUACAGCCGAUGUCUAUCUUCAACAAAAAAAAAGAAACAAAAACAUGUCUUUUUGAUUUGUCCAUAUUUUUGUUUGGUUGGGCUAUAAGAAUAUUCUGCAUCUUCACAUGAACAUCUACAGGUGAAUGAAAAAAGAUAAAUACAAAUUGUAUAUUUUUUAGUUCAUUGCCAAAGGUAUUUUUGCAGCCCACUAGCUUUUGCCAAUAUUUACAUCUAAAUGCAGGUAACUUUUCUUUUUUUUUUUUGUAUACCAAAACGUAUAUAUCAAAGUACUUACACCUUAAUGUGUACAUAUUUAUUUACACUUCAUGAACAGGGAUGGGUUAUUAAUAUGAUCUUCCUUAUCUUAAUAAUAAAUGUUUAUUGAAAAUAAUUAUUUAGUAUUAUCAGUUUGACUGUUUUUAUAUAAAAUUAUGUAUUUGUAUGCCAAGGGAAUAUUUUUAUUUUGUUAAGUUUUUCUCUUUUUAAAGAGGGUGUUUAUGUAUUACUUUGUCGUUUUUACAUGUAGAAUAUUUUUACAGUUCUAAAUGUAUUCUGUGUUAAAUAAAAUAAAAGCCGAUUUCUUGAA
This is a messenger RNA of Anguilla rostrata (American eel), 4610 nucleotides long. It is a transcript of the gene grhl1, whose product is annotated as grainyhead-like transcription factor 1. The transcript has 15 exons. The record is from RefSeq and is a predicted model, not a curated record. Gene Ontology annotation, biological process: regulation of transcription by RNA polymerase II. Gene Ontology annotation, cellular component: nucleus. NCBI's taxonomy places the organism in Eukaryota, Metazoa, Chordata, Actinopteri, Anguilliformes, Anguillidae. Gene Ontology annotation, molecular function: RNA polymerase II cis-regulatory region sequence-specific DNA binding; DNA-binding transcription activator activity, RNA polymerase II-specific. Bases 1391 to 3100 code for a protein of 569 amino acids.